This is a messenger RNA of Sinocyclocheilus grahami, 2189 nucleotides long. RefSeq names its product UFM1-specific ligase 1 (gene ufl1). Gene Ontology annotation, biological process: protein K69-linked ufmylation; response to endoplasmic reticulum stress; regulation of proteasomal ubiquitin-dependent protein catabolic process. Gene Ontology annotation, molecular function: UFM1 ligase activity. Lineage: Eukaryota; Metazoa; Chordata; Actinopteri; Cypriniformes; Cyprinidae. Bases 161 to 2095 code for a protein of 644 amino acids. The record is from RefSeq and is a predicted model, not a curated record. The transcript is spliced from 16 exons. Gene Ontology annotation, cellular component: endoplasmic reticulum membrane.
GUUUGUCCCUCGUGCGUUUCCGUCUGACGUCUACAGGAGACUGACGUGUCUUUUCUCGCAGAAGUUUCAGCGUGAGAUUAUUAAGAACUGAUUAGAAAAUCAAGAAUUAAUUACAUGCUUCAGUGCGACGAGAACACUAGUUCUGUAAUUAAGUGGUGUCAUGGCGGCAGACUGGGAGGAGAUCAGGCGUCUAGCUGCGGACUUUCAGAGAGCUCAGUUUGCAGAUACUGUCCAAAGGUUGUCUGAGAGGAAUUGCAUCGAGAUCGUGGCCAAGCUGGUGGAGGAUAAGAAGUUAGAUGUGGUUCACACUCUGGAUGGGAAAGAGUAUGUGACUCCUGCACAGAUCGGCCGAGAAGUGCGCGAUGAGCUGUAUAUGCACAGAGGGAGGAUUAAUGUUGUGGAUCUACAAAAGAUCAUCAAUGUCGAUUUGGUGCAUGUGGAGAGCAGAGCAAGUGAAAUCGCCAAAUCAGACAAAGGCACACAGAUCAUUCUGGGUCAACUGAUUGACGAAACAUACUUAGAUCGGCUUGCUGAGGAGGUGAAUGAUAAACUCCAGCAGGCUGGACAGGUGAACAUCGCAGAGCUUUGCAAAACGUAUGAUCUACCAGGAGAUUUUCUUACUGAGGAGCUGAACUCGAGGCUGGGCAGAGCGAUCCACGGUCAGAUUGAUCAGUACAACAGGGGAGUGAUCUUCACACAAGCGUUCCUCUCCAGACACAAAGCUUGCAUAUGCGGUCUGUUCAGUGCCAUCACAAGGGGCAUGCAUGUGCAGUCCAGUGCAAGGCUUCUCUCCACUUGUGUGGUCAGCGAGAAGUUCAUCGCGGGAUGCAUCGCUUUGUUUGAUGAUAUUAUGCAACAGAAAGCACAGAAGGAAGUGAAGAAUAACCCAGUGUUUCUGAUAACGGAGGAUGAUGUCAAACAAGCGUCUGUUUUGUUGGAGUCUUCAGCCUCUUCAAAGAAAGACAAACGAGACGAACGCCGGAAGAAGGCCUCAGAGGGCAGCGGAAGCGUGAAAGGAAGUGGAGGUGGAAAUGCUCGAGAGAUCCGAAUUCGCAAAACAAAAAAGAAGGGCAGGAGGGAGGAAGACAGUGAUGAGGAGACGACACACACCUCUCAGGGCCGAAAUAAGCAAGGAGACAUGCCCUUCCUCUCAGUGGAGGAGAUCAUGGGGGUGCUGGGGGAGAAAGUGUGUGACAGCUCUGAGGAGAUGCUGCAGGAACUAGCAGAGCAGAUACAAAGGCCAUUGAGCAAAAUGUACCAGGAAGUGGUCAGUGCAGCUUUCAUGUCCACAAGUUCAGCAGGAGGGAGUCGGAAGAAAAACAUGAAGGAUCUUCAGGAGGAGAUCACCAACUUGUACAACAACAUCCGCCUCUUUGAGAAAGGAACCAAACUCUUCUCAGAUGAGACGCAGGCUACCAUUGCCAAGCAUGUUUUGAAGACCGUAUGCACGGAUGCGACCAAUGUGCUGCUGAGCUUUGUGGCAGCUGAGCAUAUGACCUCGGACAGCUCGACUGCCAUCACCAGUGAGAUCAGGCUGAAGAUUCUGGCGAAGCUCUCAGAUGAAGUUAAAUCUCCUCUGAUGAAGCUACACAACAGUCUCAGUGGAAAGGCCAUUGAAGACUUUUUGUCAUGUUUGGAGAUGAGUGCAGAAGAGUGUGGGCUUCUUCUGAAGAAAGGCGACAAGAAAAGAGAAAGGCAGGCUCUCUUUGUGCACCGCCAGGCUCUGUCGGAGCAGUUGAAGGAUACAGAAGACCCUGCGCUUGUGCUGCAUCUGACCAGUGUCUUGCUCUUCCAGAACGUCACACACUGCAUGCUGCAUGCCCCUGGACGCUGCGUGCCGCAUAUCAUUGGCUUCCUGCAAAGCAAGAUUCCUGAGGAGCAGCACAAGCUGUUGUCUCAGUACCAGAGUCUGGUGGUCAAGCAGCUGGUAGUGCAGGGUCAUGCCCUGGAGAAGAAGAGCAAUCUGGGAGAGGGAGCCCAAGAUGGUCCUGUUGUUUCUGAUGAUAUGGAGGGCCUUCAGAAAGAGCUUCACACUCUCACCAGGGACAUUAAAGACAUCAUCCUUUCUCAGAGAAAACCGUCUGUCACAGAAUAACACAGUUGUUCGCAACAACGCCGUUAAUGUAUUCUGCUACAUCAUGUAUUAGAGCUCUCAUUUUAAAUCUGUGAAAUAAACAGACUGAAUUCAA